Molecule: messenger RNA, 3900 nt
Organism: Eucalyptus grandis
Lineage: Eukaryota; Viridiplantae; Streptophyta; Magnoliopsida; Myrtales; Myrtaceae
Product: disease resistance protein RUN1-like
Exons: 8
Coding region: 1-3900 (1299 amino acids)
Biological process (GO): signal transduction; defense response
Molecular function (GO): ADP binding
Source: RefSeq, a predicted model, not a curated record
AUGACUCCUGAAUGUGAAAACGAGGUGCAGCGAAUAAUCCAUUUACAGGCUAUGGCCAAUAGACUUCCUGACGCAUUUAAUGAUGCUACUAAGGUAACGAAGUCUUAUAUUCCAGCUGCAAAUGCUCCAGCUAGGAUAGCUGUUCCCGAAGAACAAGUUAAAAUGGAUCAAAAUCCCCCGCACUUGAAGUGUGGCAGACCGAUAGGAUCAAAAGAUACUGCUCCUCGAAAACGAAGGGGAAAGAAUCAAGAAUCCGCUCCAGAAGAGCCUGGCGUUAUGCUUGCUCCCAAAGAGCUUAUUGCCCCUGAAGAGGCGCAAACCCAUGAAAUGAGCAUUAGCGCCGGGAAUACUGAGAAUUCCAUUACAUAUUCUCGUUGUCCGUGUGAGUAUCAGUUGCUGCGACGGAUGUCGGCAAAAGCUCACGAAGAUAAUAGACAAGAUGGAAGGAGUGGAGCUUGUGGGUAUGAAGAUAGACGAGCAGUUGGUGGAGGUCAAAGGAAAAGUGGAUCCGGAGGUGAUCAAGAGCGCAAAUUCAUAAACAUCUUCAGAAAAAAGCGGUACUUGUUCAGUGAUACGGAUGGGGAAGGAAGGCCCUUAGUCGACGCCGGAUUUAGCGUCUUCAGAGACAAUGAAGAGCUUCCCGUAGGCGGGAAUAUCGGGCCGGAGCUCGAGCACACGAUCGAUGACUCGAGGAUCUACUUGCCGAUCUUCUCAGAAGGCUACGCAUCCAGCGCGUGGCUCAAGAGGGGUUGGUACGGCGAGGACCUGCUUUGGCACGAAGGGUUCUACGGCAAGGAGACGGUGCGAGAAUGGAGGGAGGCUCUAAAGGCCGUCACAGAUCUUAAAGGAUGGGACGUACCGAAAUUCGGGCUAGGAAAACUUCUUGUUCGAGAGCUUUCUAUUAAGCUGAAGAAGGGACAGAAGGUUCUUCCGGAUCAUUUAGUUGGAAUUGAUGAUCGAGUCAAAGAUGUGAUGCAGUUGUUGGACUGCGGCUCCAUGGACAGACGGUUUUUUAUUGUGCAUGGGAUGGGAGGCAUCGGCAAGACAACUCUUGCCAAGGCGGUUUUCAACGAGAUAGCUCCCUUGUUUGAUGGUUGCAGCUUCCUUUCAGUUGUCCAAGAAAGAUCACAAUGUGAUGGCAUUGUAAGUUUGCAAAACCAGCUGUUAUCUGAUAUUUUGAAGAGGUCCUUAGUUGUCCAUAAUGUUGAUGAUGGAGUCAACAUGAUACAAGAAAGAUUUCGCAACAAGAGAGUCCUCAUUGUUCUUGACGAUGUUGAUGAGAUAAAGCACCACGUGGAAUUGAUAGGGAACCCUGCCUGUCUCAGCCCAGGAAGCAGGAUUAUUGUCACAACUAGGAAUAAGGAUCUUCUGCGAACGGUAGAAAUGGGACAACAGGAUAAUGUCCCAUCUCGUCUUAAAGGAUAUUAUGAUUAUGAGAUGACAGUGAUGAAUAAUAACCAUACUCUUGAACUUUUCAGUAAAUGGGCCUUUGGAGAAACUCUACCUCAAGAUGAUCUGAAAACUUUUUCCAGUGAAAUAGUGGCCUCUACUGGAGGACUUCCUUUGGCUCUCGAAAUUAUAGGUUCUUUUCUCUACAGGAAAAGGCGCGAGAUAUGGAAAGAAACACUGGAGCGUUUAAAAGAAAUAUCUGAGAGGAUAGUCCUAGAUAAAUUAAAAAUAAGUUAUGAUGCAUUAGACUCUGGGCAGAAGCAAAUUUUCUUAGACUUGGCAUGCUUUUUCAAAGGCGUAGAUAGCAAAUCCGCAACAUAUGUGUGGAAAGAUUGUGGUCUUUUCCCUGAAAGUGGACUUGCUGCUCUCACCAAGAUGUCUCUGUUGAAGAUAGAGCCUCACAACAUUCUUCGGAUGCAUGACCUAGUCAAAGAUGUUGGAUGGGAAAUUGUUCGAGGGGAGAAUUAUCAGGAUGCAGGAGGUCGAAGCUGGUUGUGGGAAUCUGAGGAAUGCCUUCAUUUACUUCGUGAACUGAAUGAUUACCGGCAAAAGAGCAUUGUUGAAUCACUUAGGUUACUAUUCCCUAAGGUACAGACGCUUUCAAGUCAAGAAUUUGCUGCUCUGCCAAAGCUAAGGCUGCUUCAUGUUGAUGGGGUAAAGUUCACUGGAGAUUAUAAGAACCUUCUGAGAAAAUUGAGAUGUUUAUCUUGGGAUCAUUGUCCUGCAGACUUUGAUGCGACCAAUUUCUCUCCAAGCAAUCUAAUCGUUCUCAAGCUUUCACAUAGUGAACUUAGAGAUGAUUGGCCAGGAUGGCACCAAAUCACGAAAUCAUCAAAGUCGAAAGUUUUGGAACUUGGAGAAUGCAGCCGCUUAACUAGAUUGCCCUUCCUCUCUGCCCUCUUGAGGUUAGAAAGAUUGAUUGUACGAAAUUGCCAAAGCUUGGUUGAAGUUGAUGAAUCAAUUGGCAAGCUAGUGCACCUAAAUUACUUGGAAAUCGAUGCAUGCAAAUCUCUGAGAGAGCUGCCCGAAGAAGUCGGUUGUCUGAAGGCUUUGAAAGAGCUGAUCGUGAGAGGGACAAUACUUGGUCCUGUUGUUUCAUAUCUUCCCAACUCGAUCGGUAAUCUACAGUCUUUGACAAGGCUAGAGAUGGAAAGUGUUGGAAUUAGCGAACUUCCACACAGAAUUGGAGAGCUAAAGGACCUUGAAAGCUUGUGUUUGUCCAGAUGUUAUGAGCUAAGAGAGCUUCCAAACUCAAUUGGGGGACUAGAAUCACUACUUGAGUUGGAUCUGUCUCAUACCAAAGUAACAGAAUUACCUGAGUCGAUUGGGUUCCUGAGGAAGUUGAAAGUGAUAAGGAUAGAUCAUAGUGAGGUGAGGAAGAUCCCAGGGACUAUAGGCAUGGUGGAGAAGCUUGAAGAAUUUCAUGCAGAAAAAUGCUUGAAUUUGGAGGGAGAUAUUCCUAAUGGAAUGGGGAGUCUAUCCUCUCUGAAAAUCCUGAACUUAUCUCACACUCGCAUUCGAUCUGUGCCCACAACAAUCAACCAGCUUUCUCAUCUCCAGGAACUUCAUUUGGAAGGUUGCCACAAGCUUAAACGAAUCCCAGAGCCUCCUGCCAGUUUGAUUAACCUACAUGUCGAGUCUCGCUUGCUAGAGACAGUCCCAAACCUCUCAAAGCUGACCAAUUUAGUCAAUCUAAUUGUAUCUGACUACUCUGACGAAUGUCCUUCUAACCCAUGGGAUGCCAACUCUAUCCAAACUCCAAACCUGAAGUGGGUUGGGAGGUUGUAUAGACUGGAGAGGCUGAAACUGAUUCACAAAAGCAUCAUUGCACUACCGACUGAGUUAGCUUCCGUUCCUGGCCUGGAGCGACUUGUGCUGUCUUGUUUUGACCUGCAAUUACUCACUCAGCCGCUUCCUCCCACACUGUCCAUGUUGAAGCUUAUAAACUUCAACUCAUUGCCAAAAUUAUCAUGCCGUUCUGACUUUAGAAGUAUGUCGAGUUUAGAGCUAUGUAAAUCAUGGCUGAUAGAAAUUCCACUCAGUCGGUUUGGACAACUGGAGAAUCUGAGAGAACUGACCAUGUCGAACUGCGCAUUUCUUGUGCGGUUAUCCCAUCUGUCAUGCUUGAAGAAGCUCAAAGUGUUGUGCUUGUUGAACUGCCCGAAGCUAGUUGAGAUCCAAGAUCUUAUCGAACUGAAAUCACUGGAAGGAAUAAGGAUUGACCGGUGCAAUUCCCUAGUAAGGUUGCCUAAUCUCUUGAAGAUGAAGAAGUUGAGGACAAUAGAAAUUAGAUUCUGCAAAUUGUUGCUGAGUUUGCCUUUUCUAUCUUGGGAAGCUAUUGAAGAUUGUCAUCUAGUAGUUGACGGAUGCGAUAAGCUAGCCAACCACGAUGGCCUUUUUCGGCUUCACAAAUACAAAAAGCAAUGUCCAGACCCCCGAUCGCGCCUAUGA